Messenger RNA from Alternaria alternata, 1889 nucleotides. RefSeq names its product alpha/beta-hydrolase. The record is from RefSeq and is a predicted model, not a curated record. NCBI's taxonomy places the organism in Eukaryota, Fungi, Ascomycota, Dothideomycetes, Pleosporales, Pleosporaceae. Gene Ontology annotation, biological process: lipid metabolic process. The coding region runs from base 351 to 1553 and encodes 400 amino acids. The transcript has 4 exons.
UUAUAACCGCUGACAUCUACCUCAUUUUCUUCAUCGGUAGUAGGUUGAGCAUGGUAUUUCUCGAUGUCUUGGUAAGCUAGAACCAGCUCGCAUAUCUCGCGCUCCACUCCUUCCCAAUAGACGGUGCUGAGUACACGGAGAAUUUCGUCGGAGUUUCCAUCGCGAAUAUGCUCACUUGAGGUGUCGGAAGAAGAUUCAAGAUCCAUCGUAUCGUGCGGAAAGUGAUAUAUUUGGGGAUGCGUUUCGCUAAAACGCCCCUCGCCUGUGUAACACUGCCAAGUGUCCCAGCGGCAAUGACGACUCACAUUCUGGCACGAUCGAGCUAGCUAAGACCUCGCAAUAGUUUCAGAAUGCCGAAGACCAGGGAAGAGGUGAACAAAGGGCUGUGGAAAAAGUUCCGUAAGUCCACAACAAAGACUGUCCUUGCAGAAAGCGGCGGAGCCAUAUCUUUUGCCUCAAACAGCGCGUCGCAGUCAACUGGCAGUACUUCAAAUGCGGUCGCGCUCUCCAAGGCGUUCAAAAAGCUAAACGAUAUCGACUUCUCGUACAACAUUGCCGAACAGCUGGAGAACCCGCUCAUCGACUAUAUUGGUAGAAUCGAAUGUUAUGAAAAUCAUCGCCUUCGGAGUGAAGGCGAUACUCUUGAAUUGAACGAGAUACAAUGGCAGCAAGUCCAUCUUGCAGCAGAGUGGGCCGUACAAGUGCACAAAAUCGACAAAUCAUCGGAAGAUACAAUUUUUCAUGGGAUAAAAGACCCUACUGGGCACACGAGGCAAUUCUGCCUGCACAAGGCAACGAUCGACGGACGUGUUACAGUUGUGAUAGCGUUUCGCGCCACUAGGUAUCCAAUGUACUCUCCGAUGCAAAUGGCAGUAAAUACGAACGCAGAGCCCAUAGCUUGCGAAGAGCUAGGAGUAGGCAUGAAAGUUCAUCGCGGUUUUCUCAGCCUCGCGAAGAGUAUGGAAACUUCGGUCGCAGCAAAGUUGGAUGAGUUGCUAGCCACUGGCUUGACAGAUGGAGUAGGCUUGUUGUUCACCGGUCACUCUAGCGGUGCUGCAAUUGCGCAGCUCCUCUUCGCAUUCAUGCAUUCGGAAAGUUCGCCGAUAGCGCGUUUCAAAUCACUGGAUUCUAUUACAUGCGUAGAUUGCAUCACCUUUGGAGGACCGCCCGUUUCCAGUUAUCCGAUUACAUUCCCCUCAAAAAAGGCGUCAUUGUUCAUGUCGUUCAUCAACGAGGGAGACCCUGUUCCUCUUGCACAAGAAGAGUAUAUGCACAGCCUUGUCCAAGCAUAUACGCAACCUGUCACCAAAACUGAAUGGGAAGUCCCUCGGCCUUUCUACCUUCCAAGCGGAAAUCAAGUCGUUCUAAGAUGCGAAUCACAUCAAUCUGGUGAUGUUGAAAGAGUUGUAACGCUGCGAGUCGAAUGUGCAGCGCUGGAAGGACUUUUGUUCGGAGAUAUCGUUAUGCACAGCAUGAGCAUCUACAAAGAUCGGAUACAAAAGAUAUUGGGGCAGUUAGCACUACCCCAAGACCCCUUCGAGGACCCACAGUAGAGAGGCAUUAUCUAUCGCUGACUCACUAAGAGUUCCUCCGAAAUGGUAUUCUGUCUCGUGAUUAGAUUCUCCUUCUCCGUACACCCGAUAUUGUGAAACAGACGCUUCCGUGCAACCCUGAUAUAUCUCUCGUUCUUCAGUUUAUAUCCGAACGUCCACAGGGCCCAUAUCAGAAGCGUCAUCAUCAGGAGUGGCAGGGAAACUGCAAUAUAUAGGAACAGUCCUGGUUUCCAGACCUUGACAACGGUAUCGUCGACCUGGUUUCUGGGUUCGCGCUGAAACAUUGGUGUGCUGAAAAGACCUGAUACAAAUGUGCCUGGCAAGAAUAUCGUAGUC